AGCGCUCCUCGGACGGCCGGGCAUUCACCACUUCUACGACACAACACGACACGACGAGAGAAACAUGGGGAACACACACGAGAACGUCUGACGAAGGGGAGAUCGGAAGAAAAUGUCACGGACUAACUGGAAGAUGAAGCGACCGCACAUUGACGCUUACCUGUCACCGACGAGCAAACGGAAUCUGUUGGUCUUCGACGAGGAGUACCAGAACACGUGAGGCCAUCACCCCUGACGUCGCCGCGCGGUCCGAGCAGAGAGAAAAGAAGGAAACAUAAAAUGUCCGCGGCUGUGUUCGCCGAGCAGGCGGCGAUGGAGAGAUUCGGUGGCGCGGGGACGGCGCUCCUGCCCUGGACCAGACAGAUGCUCAGCGUGGUGUGGGAACAGCUGCGGCUGCUGGUCCAGGUCAUCUACUGCUCCUUCAUGUCAGUUUUCCAAAUGUUCAGGUUUGAGGUUCACGUGAGAAUCACCGACGAAAGCGGUCAGCACAUCCAGCACAUGAGCACGGCGGCCAACCCAGCCGAGUCCUUCCUGUUCUCCUCGUUGUUUGACGGAGACGGCGGUUCCAACCCCCUCUCCGAGUUCUGUGCGGACGUCGGCGACCCCUUCGCCGGCAAGUCCACCGCCGAGGCCCUGCUGUCCAGUCUGCGUGCCGACGACCUGUGCGACUUUGUGUCCCGCACGGCCGGGGAAGAGGAGGGCAUCUUCAUCGGGCACCAGUCCACCUGGAAAAUGGGCUUCCCCGGCGACUGGAACGUCUUUGUGUCGAGCAGCGACAGCUCAAGUUCGAACAAGGCCUGUUUCAAAAGCCCCGAGGAUUUCUUCAAGCAGGAUCUUAAAAACGAAAAAGUUGUCACACGGGACACGUCAGAAGACCUGGAGGGAACCGACUGGAGCAGCGAGGAAGAGCAGAACCUAGUCGAAUUUGACAGUGAGGAAAGCCAGGCCCUUUGGGAGUCUCUGUCAAACUCCAGUGAUCCCUACAACCCCUUCUUCUUCUCUGCGUGUAUUUCAACAUACACGGGCAUGGGGAAAAGCAAAGGCGAAGCGAGGGCCACCAGCGACACUGACAUUAUGUCAGUGAGCAAGGCCAGUGAGGAGAUGUUGUUGCCCCGAGGCCUGAACAUCUGGGUCAGUCGCUCGGACAGCGAGAGCAGUUGGGCCAGUUCGGACGAUUCCAGCCCUGACGUCGACAAGGAGGAGAGCGAGCGGCUGUGGGAGUUCUUCAGCAGUCCUGCAGACCCUUACAAUCCCAUGUUCUUCUCUGCGUGCACCCUCAGCAGCACGUCUCCUCGAACCACCAGCACCAGCACCACAGUCUCUAAAGCGCAGGCCUCACUUCCCGCGCCCCCGUCCAAGUCAUACACAGACGCUGAUGGCAGAGAGAGCAGCUUUCCUCCCUCAUCUGAGGACGACGACGACGACGACGAGCAGCUGUGGAAAUCUCUCUGUCCGAAGGAUGACCCGUUCCACCCUCUCAACUUCCAGGCCUGUCUCCAGAGCUCCCCGACAACGGCUCUUGAGUCCAAGGAAGCUCCAGAUGCCCUCGACGUCCACCACACGACCAAGCUGCCCACAAAGGGCAAUAGACGUGACAAAGACUCAAAAACGGGCCAAAAACCCAGAUCCACCAAGCCCCCUCUGCCAGACAGGCUGCUGAAGCCCCACUCCCAUCCAGACAAAACACUGGUGCCUUGGAAAAGACCUGGACAGACACCUCCGUCACCUCCAGAGGAGAGGCAGGAGAGCGAAGCAGGCACCGCCCAGAAGAAGGUGCGAUUUUCUCCUGUCGUCCAAGUCCACGCGAUGCGGACGUGGCCGUUUGCUCGCCAGGCGUCCCGUAAAGGCCACUGGGAGGUGAUGGCCCGCGACCGGGACCGCUUCCAGAGGCGCAUCCGGGAAACGGAGCCGACCAUCCGCCACGUCCUCGAGCAGUCCCACAGAGAGAAGAUCCAGGCGUACCUGCACGGUGCCUUGAAGUGAAAAAAAAAAAGAGAAAAAUCCUGAACAUUGAAUGUUUAAUUUCCUUUUUUGGACGAGAACUUGUGAUUGGUUGCAAUGCAACAGUGAUUUUGAUUUUAGGCCAUUUAGAAAUUUUGAUGUUAGGCCAACGUCAAUGUUCGGUGUCAUGUUGAACAACUUUGUACCUCAAAAGGUUUUGUUUUACAUUUGUGGCUGUUGCACUGACUAACACUUUUCUCAUAUUAACCUCAGCAUUAAUGUGUGGAAUGUUGUUUUUGUAUGCCUUAUAUACUGACCUAGUAAUGUAACUUAUUUAUGUCCUAUGGGGCUUGUCAUUUAAUUUUUUUUGUACGGUUUUACUGUUUGUGUUAUUUAAUGUGAGACAAACCACAGUGGUGACUCGAGGAAGUACUAGUAGAUGAUGAUGAUGAUGAUGAUAUCAUUAAAAGCAGAGUGUUUUGAAAAGUUUAAUUUAAACAUGAUGGAUACAUAUCAGACAAUCCUGGUUUAGUUGUUGUUCGAAAGUUUCAGUUCUUGAAAUUGUUGUUUUUGUCUUGUAUUUUUCUUUUACGAUGGCACAAAUGUGGCCUUUUAGCACUGAAUUUGAAGAUGUGUAUCUUUUUAUAUUCCAUUCACUGCAAAGUUCCAAACACUGUCCCAUGUGACUCACUCAGCUUCUGGUGGUAACAUCACAUCGCUGAAAAUAUGUCCAAAAAAUCAGUUGUAGCUAAAUUUUUCAGUUGGUGUUUUGUCAAAUCAAUAAAAAAGAUUGUAUCCCCA
Messenger RNA from Scophthalmus maximus (turbot), 2742 nucleotides. RefSeq names its product protein phosphatase 1, regulatory subunit 15B (gene ppp1r15b). Lineage: Eukaryota; Metazoa; Chordata; Actinopteri; Pleuronectiformes; Scophthalmidae. Gene Ontology annotation, cellular component: endoplasmic reticulum; protein phosphatase type 1 complex. The transcript has 3 exons. The coding region runs from base 280 to 1983 and encodes 567 amino acids. Gene Ontology annotation, biological process: response to endoplasmic reticulum stress. Gene Ontology annotation, molecular function: protein phosphatase regulator activity. The record is from RefSeq and is a predicted model, not a curated record.